Gadus morhua (Atlantic cod) is the source of this 4977-nucleotide messenger RNA. RefSeq names its product WNK lysine deficient protein kinase 4b (gene wnk4b). NCBI's taxonomy places the organism in Eukaryota, Metazoa, Chordata, Actinopteri, Gadiformes, Gadidae. Gene Ontology annotation, biological process: protein phosphorylation. The record is from RefSeq and is a predicted model, not a curated record. The coding region runs from base 200 to 4117 and encodes 1305 amino acids. The transcript has 19 exons. Gene Ontology annotation, molecular function: protein serine/threonine kinase activity; ATP binding.
UCCUGAGUCUCUACUGAGUCUCUCCUGAGUCUCUACUGAGUCUCUCCUGAGUCUCUCCUGAGUCUCUCCUGAGUCUCUCCUGAGUCUCUCCUGAGUCCUGGGUCCUGACCGAGCCCUGGGUGAGUCCUGAGUCUGUCGUCCAAUCGGAGGCUGGAGCCUCACUUUAGAGUCUCAUCUCAACGCCCAGAGACCGGAGCACAUGGAGACCGGGGGUCCCAGCCGGGGGCCCAGCCGGGGGCCAGGGGCCCUCUCUGCAGCGGACUUGGACUCCAGUACGGACUCGGAGGGUGAGGAGCGGGUGAGGCGGCGGGAGGAGCGGGAGGAGCGGGAGGAGGAGGAGACGCGGGCCGUGGCCUCGUCCCCCGACGGCCGCUACCUCAAGUUCUGCGUGGAGCUGGGCCGCGGCUCCUUCAAGACCGUGAGCCGCGGCCUGGACACCGUCACCACCAUGGAGGUGGCCUGGUGCGAGCUGCAGACGAGCCGUCUGUCCACAGAGGAGCGCCAUCGUUUCCAGGAGGAGGUCCAGAUGUUGAAGGGUCUGCAGCAUCCCAACAUCGUUCGUUUCUACGACUCCUGGAAGUGCAACGUCCAGGGUCACAAGGUCCUGAUCCUGGUCACGGAGCUGAUGACCUCCGGGACACUCAAAACGUACCUGAAGAGGUUCAAGGAGAUGAAGAUGAAGCUGCUCCAGCGCUGGAGCCUGCAGAUCCUGAGGGGCUUGGCCUUCCUCCACUCCCGCUCGCCGCCCAUCCUGCACCGCGACCUCAAGUGUGACAACGUCUUCAUCACCGGCCCGACCGGCUCCGUGAAGAUAGGAGACCUGGGCCUGGCCACGCUGAAGAACGCCCCGUACGCUAAGAGCGUCAUAGGGACCCCAGAGUUCAUGGCCCCAGAGAUGUACGAGGAGCGCUACGACGAGGCGGUGGACGUGUACGCCUUCGGGAUGUGCCUCCUGGAGAUGAGCACCUCCGAGUACCCCUACGCAGAGUGUCACAGCGCCGGACACAUCUACCGCAAGGUCACCAGCGGCAUUAAGCCAGACAGUUUCUUCAAAGUAAAAGACCCCGAGCUGAAGGAGAUCAUAGAGGGCUGCAUCCAAACCAACAGCAGCGAACGCUACACCAUCCAGGACCUGCUAGAUCUCUGGUUCUUCCAGGACCCCGGUGGACCCCGAGACCCCGGUGGGGUCCGGGCGGAGGACCCCGGCGGGUUCCGGGUGGAGGAGCCCGUAGGAGUCCGGGUGGAGCUGGCGUCCGCAGAAGACGACCAGAGCUCCGCCCUCAAACUGUGGCUCCGCAUGGCCGGGCUGCAGGGCCGUUACCGCGGCAACACGGCCAUCGAGUUCCUCUUCCAACUCCACAAGGACGUCCCGGAGGAGGUGGCCCAGGAGAUGGUGGUGCUUGGCUUCGUUUGCGAGGCUGAUUAUAAGCCUGUUGCCAAGGCGAUCAGGGAGCGGGUCACCGUCAUCAAGCGGCAGCGAGAGCAGCAACUGGCGCAGGAAGUCCUCCCAAGCAGGCAGGAAGCUGUCAGCAACGAGCUUGUCGACAUCUCGGAGCCACCAACCACAACCACUCAGAUGUCUAAUCCUGAUUUCAGUCCCGCCCCCUCUCCAGAUUCCACCUAUCAGGCCUAUCAUUCCUGGAUGCCUCCACCUACAUCCACCCCUCCCUUGACACCUCCACCUACAUCCACCCCUCCCUGGGAAUCCCGCCCCCUCCCUCCCUGGGUACCUCCAUCCACCCCACCCUGGGAAUCCCGCCCCCUCCCUCCCUGGGUACCUCCAUCCACCCCUCCCUGGGUACCCCCACCUAAAACAAUCCCUCCAUGGGUACCUCCACCUAAAACUACCCCUCCUUGGGUACCUCCAGCUGAAUCUAACCCUCCCCGAUUACCCCCCCCUGCAUCCCCCCCAUCCCCACCUAAAACUCCUCCUCCUUGGGUACCUCCAACUACAUCCAUCCCUCCUCCACCUGAAGCAAAUCCUCCAUGGGUACCCCCACCUACAUCUUACCCUUUCCCAUCAAAAACUACCCCACCUUGGGUACCUCCACCCGAAACUACCCCACCUUGGGUACCUCCACCUAAAACUACCCCACCCUGGGUACCUCCACCUAAAACUACCCCACCUUGGGUACCUCCACCUAAAACUACCCCACCUUGGGUACCUCCUUCUAAAACUACCCCACCUUGGGUACCUCCUUCUAAAACUACCCCACCUUGGGUACCUCCUUCUAAAACUACCCCACCUUGGGUACCUCCACCUAUAACUACCCCACCUUGGGUACCUCCAACUAAACCUACCCCACCUUGGGUACCUCCACCUAUAACUACCCCACCUUGGGUACCUCCACCCGAAACUACCCCACCCUGGGUACCUCCACCUAUAAUUACCCCACCCUGGGUACCUCCAACUAAAACUACCCCACCUUGGAUACCCCCACCUACAUCCACCCCUCCCUGGGUAACUCCACCUAAAGCUACCCCUCCUUGGAUACCCCCACCUACAACUACCCCAACCUGGGUAUCACCACCUUCAUCCACCCUUACCCCACCUAAAACUACCCCACCCUGGGUACCUCCACCUAAAACCACCCCCCCCUGGGUUCCUCCACCUUCACCUCACUGGGAACGGCGUGGCUCGGUGGAAAGCCCCUCCUCCCUGAUGGGAACCGUGGCGACGCAGCGAGGAGAGGCCCCGCCCACUUCCAACUCUCCACCAAUCCCUUCACUCCGUUAUCCUGUGCGCAUCGAAGUAUCCCAGAACACACAAUCUGAAAUGACUAGCAGUUUCACUUCUCCUGUAGACAGUUAUGCCUCUGAUGUCACUUCUGGUCUGAGUGAUGGGAACGACAACCUAUCUGAGGAGAGCUAUAAGAGUCUAUCAAACCGUCCCGUUCACAAGAUCCUCCGGAGAAGAACCAAGUCCCGCCUCCGAAUCACGAGGCUGUCGGACAGGCCGGACCGUGUGGUGGAGUGUGAGCUUCAGACUCACAACAACAAGAUGGUGACCUUUAGGUUUGACCUGGACGGAGACAACCCUGAACAAAUCGCCGCUGUCAUGGUGCACAGCAACUAUAUUCUGGCUUCUGAAAAGGCCGGGUUUCUCCAGCACAUGCAUGACAUCGUCAAGAGGGCGGAGUCAGUGAUGAGGCAGCCAAUCCUAUCGUCUAAUACUGAGAUGCUGCCUUACCCUGGACCACAGUCCAACCUGGCAAAUAUCACUCCAACCUCUUCAUCAUCGUCAUCGUCUCUACCAGGUAGACAGACUCAGACAGGGAGCAGCCCCCAGCCCCUCCUCUCUCUGGUGGACGUUCUGUCGUUGGCGAUCACCGUGGUCAGCUGCCUGCCCCCCCCGCUCUCCCCCUCCCCCCUGCCCACCCCCCCCUCCUCUUCCUCCUUCCCCUUCCUUCCUCCUUUAGGCAAGUUGGCUCCUCCCCCUGCUGAGUCCACUCUCCAGAAAACACCUACAGUAACUGUAGGUCGUUUCCAGGUGUCUAGUAGUACAGAACCUGUCUGCCACCCUCCAACGCCAACCUGUCGCUCUCCGCCCCCCUCUCACAUGAGCCAAUCAGAGACAAGCUCAGAGGAGGAGAGCAUCUCUCAGCCCCACAGACUUGGUCACCAUGACAACCGUGAUGGACGCUUAGAGAGAGUGGAGUGGAAAGAGGAGGAGUCGAGGAGAGGAGCUAGGCGCUGGUUGGAGGGGCCAGCAGGCAACCUCAACCAUCUGCGUAUCAGUCACUCCAGUGCCAGUUCCGACGAAUCAGAGGCCGAGGAUGGGACCUUGUGGGAGGGGCUCCAGGAUCUCCGCGAAAGACACCUGCAGGAGGUGCACUCGCUGCUGGCCAAUCAGAAGAGAGAGAUUGAGGAGAUGUACAGGAAGUUGGGUAAAGCCCCGCCCCCUGGCCUGGUAGUGCCAGCCGCCAUGUUGUGCAACCGACAGCGACGGAUUUCCAGGACUGGAACCUCCCCCAUCCUCAGACACAACCCUUCAGGCAUCAUGCGUAAGACAUCCGUCAGUGGGAGCAGCAGUGGAUCUCUGGAGAGGUCGCAGAAGGGCGUGACCUUUGCCUCUGAGUACAGCAUCAUGGUGAGACAAUCGAUUCACAGUGGAUGAGGGUUAGCAUCUUCUGUUAUCUGUAGCGUUGACGUGCUGUUUAACAUAGCAUUAGCAUUUACGACCUGUAGCGUUAGCAUGUUGUUCUACCUAGCGAUAGCAUAAUGUGUUAUCUGUAGAAUUAGCAUGUUGUUCUAUCUUGCGGUAGCAUGGUGUUACCUGUAGCGUUAGCAUGUUGUUCUACCUAGCGUUAGUAUAAUGUGUUAUCUGUAGCGUUAGCAUGUUGUUCUACCUAGCGGUAGCAUGGUGUUAUCUGUAGCAUUAGCAUUUUGUUCUACCUAGUGUAAGUAUAAUGUGUUACCUGUAGCGUUAGCAUGUUGUCACCUGUAGCGAUAGCAUGUUGUUCUACCUAGCGGUAGUAUGGUGUUACCUGUAGUGUUAGCAUUUUGUUCUACCUAGCAUUAGCAUGUUGUUACCUGUAGCGUUAGCAGGUUGUUUUACCUAGCGUUAGCAUGGUGUUAACUGUAGCGUUAGCACGUGGUUCUACCUAGUGUUAGCAUGGUUUUACCUGUAGCAUUAGGAUGUUGUUCUACCUAGCAUUAGCAUGUUGUUACCUGUGGCGUUAGCAUGUUGUUUUACCUAGCGUUAGCAUGUUGUUACCUGUAGCUUUAGCAUUUUGUUCUACCUAGCGAUAGCAUAAUGUGUUAUCUGUAGCGUUAGCAUGUUGUUCUACCUAGCGGUAGCGUAAUAUUUUACCUGUAGCGUUAGCAUGUUGUUUUACCUAGCGAUAGCAUGUGUUGCCCCUCAUGUUAGCAUGUUGUUCUACCCAGCAGUAGCUUAAUAUUUUAACUUUAACAUUAGCAUUUUGUUUUACCUGUCUUUAUAUCUCCUGACAUUUCCCCCCUCUUCCGGCCUUUCCU